AUGUUAAAUAACAGCUCCAUCACCCACUUCCUCCUCCUGGCAUUCACAGACACACGGGAGCUGCAGCUCUUAUACUUCUGGCUCUUCCUGGGCAUCUACCUGGCUGCCCUCCUGGGCAACAGCCUCAUCAUCACCGCCAUCGCCUGCGACCACCACCUCCACACCCCCAUGUACUUCUUCCUCCUCAACCUCUCCCUCCUUGACCUGGGCUCCAUCUCCACCACUCUCCCCAAAGCCAUGUUAAAUUUACUAACAGACACCAGGGACAUCUCUUACUUGGGAUGUGCUGCACAAGUAUUUCUGUUUCUGUUUUUGUUACCAUCAGAGUUUUCUCUUCUCACCAUCAUGGCCUAUGACCGCUACGUUGCCAUCUGCCAACCCCUGCACUACGGGACCCUCCUGAGCAGCAGAGCUUGUGUCCACAUGGCAGCAGCUGCCUGGGGCAUUGCAUUGCUCAAUUCUCUCCUGCACACUGCCAACACAUUUUCCCUACCAUUCUGCCAGGGGAUUGCUGUGGACCAGUUCUUCUGUGAAAUCCCCCAGAUCCUCAAGCUCUCCUGCUCAGAUUCCUACCGCAGGGAAGUUGGGCUCCUUGUGGUUAGUGUCUGUUUAGGAUUUGGGUGUUUUGUUUUCAUCGUGCUGUCCUAUGUGCAGAUCUUUAGGGCCAUGUUAAGGAUCCCCUCUGAGCAGGGACGGCACAAAGCCUUUUCCACGUGCCUCCCUCACCUUGCUGUGGUCUCCCUGUUUGUCAGCACUGGCAUGUUUGCCUACCUGAAACCCCCAUCCAUUUCCUCCCCAUCCCUGGACCUGGUGGUGUCAUUUCUGUACUCAGUGGUGCCUCCAGCAGUGAACCCCCUCAUCUACAGCAUGAGGAACCAGGGGAUCAAGGAUGCACUGAAGAAGCUGAUUCAAGAAAACUUCAUUCACCAUGAACUUCUGAACCCCACCAUCAAACCAUCCAUCCAGACUGUAAGGUCCUUACUUGGGCAUCUGGACAGGCCCAAAGAGUGGUGGUGA
Messenger RNA from Tyto alba (common barn owl), 1017 nucleotides. RefSeq names its product olfactory receptor 14A16-like. The record is from RefSeq and is a predicted model, not a curated record. NCBI's taxonomy places the organism in Eukaryota, Metazoa, Chordata, Aves, Strigiformes, Tytonidae. Gene Ontology annotation, molecular function: G protein-coupled receptor activity; olfactory receptor activity. Gene Ontology annotation, biological process: G protein-coupled receptor signaling pathway. The transcript has 2 exons. The coding region runs from base 1 to 1017 and encodes 338 amino acids. Gene Ontology annotation, cellular component: membrane.